Pseudopipra pipra is the source of this 1041-nucleotide messenger RNA. It is a transcript of the gene VMA12, whose product is annotated as transmembrane protein 199. Bases 41 to 685 code for a protein of 214 amino acids. The record is from RefSeq and is a predicted model, not a curated record. The transcript is spliced from 5 exons. NCBI's taxonomy places the organism in Eukaryota, Metazoa, Chordata, Aves, Passeriformes, Pipridae. Gene Ontology annotation, biological process: vacuolar proton-transporting V-type ATPase complex assembly. Gene Ontology annotation, cellular component: endomembrane system.
UGCUCCCCUCGGUCGCCUUGGAGACGGCCGCCGGGCCAACAUGGCGUCGUCGGUGCGGGCCGGGCCGCGGCUGCGGCGGGCGGUGCAGGCCGGGGAGCUGGCGGCGCUGCCCGCGGGGCUGCGGGGUGAUAUGGAGGCGGCGCUGGCGACAGAAGGAGCGCUGGUGCCUUUUAGCCUGCUGCGGAGGGUGCACGCCGCGCUGCGGGAGGCAGGGUCCCCACUGCACCUACACGAGCUGCUGGAAGGCUGUGAGAUCCACCUGCCCGAAGUGCCGGUGCCGCCGCGGAACCCCGAGCUGGUGGCCCGGCUGGAGCGGAUCAAGGCCAAGCUGGCACACGAGGAGUACCAGCGGAUGACCCGCAACAUCACCGGCCAGGAGAUGAAGGGGCCAUUGGCUGAAUUUGGGAGACAAGUGCGCUCCGUGAAGGCCGUUGUCAUCACCAUAUUCAACUUCAUUGUCACCGUGGUGGCCGCCUUCGCCUGCACCUACCUGGGCAGCCAGUACGUCUUCGCAGAGACGGCAGCGGUGAGCGAGCACGGCCUCCCUGCAGCACACUGUGCUGCCCAGUCCAGAGUGGCACCACGACCGCACACCCAGGGUCACCCCUCUCUCUUUUAUGUCCCCAGCGCGUCCUGUCAGCCGUCAUUGUGGCCUCGGUGGUGGGCUUGGCCGAGCUGUACGUGAUGGUGCGGACCCUCGAAGGGGACCUUGGGAAACUAUGACCAUGAACUGCAGCCUUCGUGCUGGAGGCUUUUUGUCCUCCCCAGGAGCCGUUAAUUUGGGACAGUUUUGUCUUGUCCCAUCUGUUUUUACCUGCUCCUGCUACGGGAAGAUGGCUGCACUCCUCAGGCUCGUCCUUUGCUUCCUGCUCCUGAAAUGAAUUAUGGAUUGAAAAUCCCACAGCUGCAGAACAGGAGAAGGAAUGGCUGUGGACUCUGACCACCCCAGCAUGGAGAGGGGCGUCAGCUCCCACCAUCCCUGUUCUCCUGUGAAGUUCCUGUGCUUGUAUUCUGGAAAUAAAUAACACUGUGUGUUUGUAA